ACCACAAAAAGAAGAUUCAUAAUAUCUUAUCAUCCUCAUCUCUUUCUCCUACAAACGUCACAAACCCUAAUUCUCUCUCUAUCCAUGGACCCUCUAUCAAGCUCUGUUUCUUCACGCCUCAAGCCCACGAACUUCAACUCAACACCUCGCCAAUUGCACCCCUUAAAACCACUCAACAGACCGCGUCACCUCCCUCCACCGUCACCCCAACGUCCCCUGCUCUUCUCCACCACCAAACCAACCACCAUCUCCACCUCUUUCACCCACAAAAACCUCACCGCUCUUCCUAUCUUCCCCCACCCCACCUCACUUCUCCCUUCAUCAUCCCUUCAUGUCCAUCGAACCCCUGCCACCGGCUACGCCGCAGCUCUAUUAGACACAACUCAAUCCACCGGUUCACUUCACGAAGUCCGACGAGACGUACGAAAGCUCUCGAGACUACUCCAAAACAGUCAAAUUCAAGCUUUGUUGAAUGACCCGUUUUUGGGUGAUCAAGAGAAGGGAAAAGCAAUGAAGGAAUUGGCUAAAAAAGGGAAGUUUAACAAGCAUCUUUUUAACUUGUUAAAGGUGAUGGUUGAGAAGAACAAGUUGGGGAUUGUAAGUGAAGUGUUGGAAGAGUUCGAGAGGGUUUACGAUGAGUUGAUUGGAACUAAACAGGUUUGGGUUUCGUCGGAGAAGAUGAUUGGGGAAGACAUGUUGUUUAAAAUUGCUAUGAAGGUUCAAAAUCUUAGUGGUGCUGUUAAAGUUAAGGUCAAGAACUUGGUUAUUGAUAAGCUACCCAAAAUACCAGACUCUGGCUUGCUCUAUACUUAAUAUGCAAUGAUUGUAUCAACAUAAAAAGUCAGUAUGAAGGAGAUGAGCCCAAGGCUUAUCCCACAGGCCACAACACUUCCCAAAACCUUGCAGCUAAAGGAGGGGAGAGAGAAUCAAGGUCUAGAGAAGCAACCCUUGCAGCUAGCCUGAGAAAUAGUGCGUCCACAAAAACUUGUUGGAGUCAUAACGACACCUAGAAGAUCUCCAAACAGUAGAGGAGCAAAGGCUGAGUCACAACUUUGACAGACCAACUACGAAAGCCACCAGGCAAGGCCUAGUGCAAUUACACCAGUCGCCAUCGAACACCAUCACGGGCAGAACUCCAAAGACAACACCGACGUCCCAACAAUAAAAGCAGGGUCUUUGAAAAACGAAGGGAAAAGAGAAGAAAAGAAAAACCUUGAGGUAGCUCGACAAAAGAAAAGAAAUACCAUCUUGUGCUUGUUACUCGAUUUUCUUUAUUACAUUUGAUACAUUACUUAUCAAAUUAAAGUUUGUGAAAUUAUGAUUUUAGUUAAA
Gossypium raimondii (Peruvian cotton) is the source of this 1332-nucleotide messenger RNA. Its product is annotated as ATP synthase subunit delta, chloroplastic. Gene Ontology annotation, cellular component: chloroplast thylakoid membrane. Bases 85 to 813 code for a protein of 242 amino acids. Gene Ontology annotation, molecular function: proton-transporting ATP synthase activity, rotational mechanism. The record is from RefSeq and is a predicted model, not a curated record. NCBI's taxonomy places the organism in Eukaryota, Viridiplantae, Streptophyta, Magnoliopsida, Malvales, Malvaceae. Gene Ontology annotation, biological process: proton motive force-driven ATP synthesis; photosynthetic electron transport in photosystem II; photosynthetic electron transport in photosystem I. The transcript has 2 exons.